This is a messenger RNA of Pediculus humanus corporis (human body louse), 25845 nucleotides long. Its product is annotated as Nesprin-1, putative. Bases 1 to 25845 code for a protein of 8614 amino acids. Gene Ontology annotation, cellular component: intermediate filament; membrane; cytoskeleton. The transcript is spliced from 56 exons. Gene Ontology annotation, biological process: wound healing; intermediate filament cytoskeleton organization. NCBI's taxonomy places the organism in Eukaryota, Metazoa, Arthropoda, Insecta, Psocodea, Pediculidae. The record is from RefSeq and is a predicted model, not a curated record. Gene Ontology annotation, molecular function: structural molecule activity; calcium ion binding; microtubule binding.
AUGAACGAAAGAGAUGCGAUACAAAAGAAAACAUUUACGAAAUGGGUGAAUAAACAUUUGAAAAAGGCUGGCCGACACGUCAAUGACCUUUUCGAGGAUUUGCAAGAUGGGCACAAUUUGAUAAGCUUGUUGGAGGUUUUGUCUCAAGAAACCCUUCCAAGAGAGCGAGGCCGGCUUAGAUUUCAUAUGCUUCACAAUGUCCAGACGUGUUUAGAUUUUCUGCGAUAUAAAAAAAUCAAGUUGGUUAACAUCAGAGCAGAAGACAUAGUCGACGGAAACCCAAAAUUGACUCUGGGUCUUAUAUGGACGAUUAUUCUCCAUUUCCAGAUUUCCGACAUUAUAAUCGGACAAGAACCUAAUGUGACGGCGAAAGACGCAUUGUUAAGAUGGGCCAAGAAAUCGACUACGAAAUAUCCGGGAGUGAGAAUCAACGAUUUCACUUCCUCCUGGAGAGACGGUCUUGCCUUCAAUGCCAUCAUUCAUAGAAAUAGACCUGACCUUAUAGAUUGGCGAACGAUUAGAUCACGACAGAUUCGAGAUCGUUUAGAAAAUGCCUUCCACGUAGCCGAAAGAGAAUAUGGAGUCACUAGACUCCUCGAUGUCGAAGAUGUUGAUACGAACGAACCAGAUGAAAAAUCUUUGAUUACGUAUAUUUCAUCACUUUACGAUGUUUUCCCAGAACCACCCGUCCAUCAUCCGAUGCAAGAAAAUGAAUCUCAAUCUCGAACAACUGGCGGUUACCGCGAGAUGGCCAUUCAAAUGCAUUUAUGGAUUCGAGAAAAAUUAUCAUUGAUGCAAGAUCGUUCUUUUCCCAAUUCUUUACCCGAAAUCAAAAGAAUGGUUGCCGAAUCUAACAGAUUUAGAAAUGAAGAGAUACCAGCUAAGCAAAGGGAAAAGCAAAGAUUACACAGCGCUUUUAGAGAUCUUACCAAGCAUCAUGAUUCUUACAACGAUUUCGACUUAGAACCCGAACUUCAUAUUGAUAAUAUCGAGAAAAAUUGGACUCGACUUUUGAAAGCUCAUCAGGACAAAGAUUUGGCCAUACAAGAAGAACUCAAGAGAUUGGAAAAACUUCAAAGAUUGGCCGACAAGGUUCACCGUGAAAUGAAACAAGUUGAUACGAGAUUAGAAGAAUUGGAACAACAAAUCGAAGUAGAGUCGACUCGAUUGGAUCGAUUACAUCCCGUCGAUGCUAAAAAUAUCGUCGAACAAUUGCAAAUGAAUAUACGAAUGGUCGAAGAAAACAUUCAAUACAUACUAUCGGAUGUGCAGUACCUUAGAGAAGCAAGAUAUCCUCAAGCUCCAGAGCUUUACAAACGCGUUGAAAGAUUACGUCAAAGAUGGGAAUCACUUCAAAAUCUCUUGCAUUCUCGUAUCAUAAAUCAAAUAACGAAUUCAUCAUUCGAAGAACGAACCGUGAUACGUCAAACGAGAACCGUCCUUGAAACCAGAUUGGUCGACAGUAACCCACAUUUUCGACAACUUCAGGAUUGCAUCGAUUGGGUUAAAAAUAAAUUGGCUUCGAUUAACGAACGCGAAUACGGAUCUGAUUUGCCGAGUUGUCAAGCCGAAUUAGAUGCUGUGCAACGAGAGCAAAAACACAUUGAACAAUACCAGCAAAAAAUUCAGCAGUGUGCCAACUCAAAAAAUAAUUUCCACGGAGAAGAACAUCAAUUGUACAUUCAACAUUUGAAUAAUUUACAAAAAAUCUACGCCGAAUUGUUGGUUUUGAUAAAUAAACGCAUGACGGAUCUUGAAACGCUUCAAGAUUUUCUUCAAAGUGCCACAAACGAACUCGUUUGGCUUAACGAAAAAGAGGAAACGGAAAUAACGAGAGAUUGGAGCGAUAAAAAUUUAGAUUUGUCUUCUGUUCAUCAUUAUUACGAGUCGUUGAUGUCUGAAUUAGAAAGACGAGAAAUUCAAUUCAGCGCCGUUGUGGACAGAGGAGAAGCACUCAUCUUGCAAAGACAUCCUGCUUCCAAAUGCAUCGAAACGUACAUGACAGCACUUCAAAAUCAAUGGUCUUGGGUUCUUCAAUUGGCUUUGUGUCUCGAAACUCAUCUUAAGCAAGCUCAAGUUUAUCAGCAAUUUUAUAAAGACGUGAAGGAAGCAGAAGAUUGGAUUUCAAAGAGAGACGAAAUGCUCAAUACGAUUUAUAGCCAGUCAGACUUUAGUUUAGAUGAUGGUGAAAGGUUGUUGAAGGGAAUGCAAGAUUUGAGAGAGGAAUUAAAUCAUUACGGUGAUGUUGUUAGUCAACUCGCGGAAACGAGUAAAGAUGUCGUACCAUUGAAACAAAGAAGGCAACCAGUUACCAAACCAUUGAAAGUUCGAGCCAUCUGUGAUUAUAAACAAGGAAACAUAAAUAUCGACAAAAACGAAACUUGCGUUCUUCACGAUAAUUCCGGUCGCGUUAAAUGGCGUGUUAAAAACAUGGCAAACGUCGAAGGAGUCGUUCCUGGAGUCAUAUUAGCCAUACCACCCCCCGAUAAAGACGCCAUCGAAGCAAUCGAAAGAUUGAGACGUCAAUUUGACAGAAGCGUUGCUUUGUGGCAGAAAAAACAAUUGAGAAUGAGACAGAAUAUGAUAUUUGCAACUAUAAAAGUUGUCAAAACGUGGGAUUUGGCUCAAUUUGUCGCGAUGGGACAAGAACAGAGAAACGCAAUUAGGAGAGCAUUGAACGAUGAUGCCGAGAAGCUCAUAUCCGAGGGAGAUCCGACUGAUCCUCAAUUGCGAAGAUUAAGACGUGAAAUGGAUGAAGUGAACAGAUUAUUCGAUGAAUUUGAAAAACGAGCCCGACAAGAUGAAGAAAGCAAAAACAUGGGAAGGAUUUUCGAAACUCAAAUAUCGACCCUUCAAAUAUCUUUAGACGAAGCCGAAAAUGCUCUAAAUUCGAGAAUAUCCGCUCCUGUACCGAGAGAUCUUGACAGUUUGGAACAUAUGGUUAUACAGCACAAAGAUUUCGAACAACGUUUAUUGACUUUGAAGACUCGCGUCGACGAAGUUCAAAAAACAUUCAGAGAAAUUCCGAAAAAGACGCCGCAACAAGAAUCGAAAUUGAAAAAAUUAUUGACUCAAUGGGAUGCUUUGUGGCACAGCAGUCGAUUAUACGUCGAAAGGCUCAAAUGCAUCGAAAUCCUUUUGUCCAGUUUGGAAGAUGUUACCACAAAAGUUUCAGAAGUUGAACACAAAUUGGCGAGUUUUACUCACAUGCCAAGCGAAAUAAAACCUUUGCAAAAAGUAAUUUGCCAAUUAUUAGUUUUACAAUCUAAAGCCACGGCACAACAACACGUAAUGAAUCAAUUGAGUGACGAUGCACACAACGCGAGAAGAAUCGUAGAAGAAUCUAGAAAACAUCGAGGGCCCUACGAUGAUCUUAACCGUUUGGAUUCCGACAUAACGAGAUUAAAUAACAGAUGGUCGACUCUUGUCAAUCAAUUGAGCGACAGAUUGAGAAGUUGCGAAACGGCUUACGGAAUGUUACAAAAAUUCACGAAUGCUUACGAUACCGAAGUGAAUUUCGUUGAAGAUUCUUAUCAAAAAUUAAACGCUCCGCAAGACCUCGAGACGACAAAGAUAUAUGAUCACGGGGUCGACAAAUACGUGGAUUGGUUGUUGGCGGACGUUCAUCCAUCUUUGGACGCGACCGUCAAAUUGUCUAAAACGGAUUCCAGCGGUGGUGAUAUCGUAGCGAGUCGUCUGGAUGAUUUGAACAAAAAAUUCCUCCAGUUAUCGUCCGACAUUCGCGGAUUGUUAAAAGAUUAUUCGGCGAGAAAUCCACAAGAUAAACGAAUCGUUGUAAUUUUUUUUUUUGUAAAAUGUCCAGCGUGUGGGUGUCAAAAUGUUCUUUCCCUCAAAAGGAUUUGUACAAAAUCGGUAACGUAUGUCGAUUCGCCGUCGGCCGAACAAUUUUUUAAAUCCAAAAUGGAUUUAACGGAAAAUAAAUCGUUUAAAAGAAUAAAAACGGUCGGAGAAGGUAUCGAAAGGGAUUCGGUGAUCGACAUAUUGGGAAUCGUUCAUCCGGAAACGAAUGAAUUGCUAACCGUGGGAGAAGCCAUUUCCCUUCGAAUUUUAGACGUUCGAACGGGAAUGUUUAACGCGAUUGUAAAUAAUAAAAUAACACCGAUUUCAAUAGAAUCCGCUGUCAAGUACGGGUUGAUUGACGGAAAACUCGCGGAAAAACUUUUAGGUCCGUGCGGCGUGUUCGAAAACGACAGAGAGAUUUCACUUUUGGAAGCUAUACAGCAGAACAUAUCCGAUGCGGAAUCCGGUAGCAGUCUGGAAUAUUUAAUGAAGGUAAGAGGAACGCCGGUUGAAAUCGAUAAAAAAGAUCCGAUUUUGUAUCAAAAAUUUUAUUUUUCGAAAUUUGGUAACAAUUCUCCCAAUGAUAUGACCAUUCAAAACGCUAUAGAAAAAAAUAAAUUAAAUCCCAAAACGGGAUUGAUGACGUUGGAAAAUGGGGAAAAAAUCCCCGUUUUGGAUGCUUUUAAAAGUGGAAUUUUAUCUAGUCAAUUUUCUCGCGGCAAAGAAAAAGGUUUGAGUUUGAUGGAUGCUCUCGAACACGGAUUAAUCGAUGGAAAAGGUUUGAUUUACGAUCGUCAAAAUGGCGGCAAAUUGGAUUUGGACGAGGGUAUUAAAAAGGGUUUGAUUAAUCCGAAUUUUCGUGAAAUCGUCGACUCGGGAAAAGACAAUAAAAUAACCGUUAAAGAAGCAAUUAAUAAUAAAAUUAUUAAUCCGAAAAACGGUAAUUAUUAUCACGUGGCAUCCGCGGAAUUGUUGCCUUUUCACGAGGCUCAUCGUCGGAGGUUGAUCAUAAAGCCGAUGACCUUGAAAGAAGCCGUCGAAACCGGCGUGUAUUUGGAAGGUGAUCACCUUUUGAGUCCGACUCAUAACGAUAAAAUUAAUUUGCUCGAAUCCAUCGGACGUGGAGUCUUGGAUGAAAAUCGAAUCAAAUGCGUAACGGAUGUGAAAAACGACGAGUUAAUAACGUUGGGCGAAGCAAUAGGUUCGGGUAUAAUUCUAGUCGAUGGAAAAUACGUUGAUAAUUCAACGGGAGAAAUAAUGACCAUUCCGGAAGCAGUUAGAAAAGGUUUGAUCACUUCCGUGACAAUCAGAAGCAUUUUCGACAUUGACGCAUUCGAGAAUAAUAAUGAAUUUGUCGGUUUGAACACCGCACUCGAUCGUAAGAUUAUCACUCUUCGAGGUGAUGAAAUUUAUUUCAAACACGAUAAUAAUUUUGUCACGCUCGAAGAAGGACGAGCGAAAGGAAUUAUAAGAGCAGAAGUUUUAGAAAUGUUGAACAAAAACAUUGGAAUAAAAGAUGAAAAUGGGAAGGAAUUAACAGUUAUCGAAGCUGUUUUGAAAGGAUACAUAGAUCCGAAGAGAGGAAUGAUUGCCAAUCCGAAAACGCAAAAAUUAAUUCCUACAAACAACGCCAUCGCAAAGGGGAUCAUAACAGAAGAAGGAGCUGCUUUAUUCAACAGUUUAUUGGUCGUGUCUUUGACGACGCAAACGAUAACCAAGACGAUAAUAACAUCCGCAGGAAAACUUCAACACGUGGGUUCUGUCAAUUUCGAAAGUUCAGACAGAGGUUCUAACGUGUCUCCAGCAAAAAUGGAAUUCCAAGUGACGCCAAAAAAAUAUGCUCACGAAGAAUUGAAACGUUUUCCCGUGGAAGUUCAUCAUCCGUCGAAGAGAUUGAAAAGCUCUCCCGAUUCUACGGAUUUCAUCGUUUCCGAAAAGAUCAACUUGCGAAAAGAGUAUGUCGAUGAUCAACCUGGUGACGUAACCGUUCAUUCGAGUAUUCACAUAACGAAAGGUCCCGAAAAGAAACGUGUUAAAAAAUUAAUAGAAACAAUCUCUUCGGAAACCAUACAGAAAACGGAAACGAUAACGGAAAAAAUCAUUGAAACCCAUUACAGUUCAAGUGAGAGAAAAAUCAAAUCCAAAUCUCAACCCGAUGUGCUCAAAUUGGAAACCGUAAACGUUGAAAUGCUCGAACCUCCUGAAAGACCAGUGAGAACCAAAAAUUCAAUCAAAAAACCCGAAACUGACGAAGUUGUCAUGAAAAUCCAUCCGGAACAAAUAACCGUGCCGACGGGAAAACACGAAGAUCAAAGUCUGGAAACUCCCGAAAAAAAAGAAAAUUUUCAUUCCGUUUCAACUGUUGUAAUUACCGAGGGUACUCCCUCCCGUUCCGCGUUAAAACUUGAUCCCCAGUCCCAGUUUCAGAGCAUAAGCUCAUUAACGAUAAAGGAAUCAGUUUCCCCGAUUAAGGAAGAUGUCAGUCCGGAAAGGCCCGCACGUAAAAAAAGUAAAAGUCCACCCGUGAAAUCUGUGCCUAAAAGCGAAAAAUCUAAGUCGAAGAAACCGGAAAUUUUAGACACGUUUAAAAAGGACGAUCCGAAGAAUGAAACUCGUGAUACAACCGAUAUGGAAUCACUUCAAGGAAUUCCUGAAAAAAAGGUGCCUGAACGCAAGGACGUUACAACAACAAAUAAAAUCGUCAUUGAUAAUUCAGAUCAGAUAAAAGAACCCGGAAGAAGCAAAGACGAUAAAAGCCCUGAGAAAACAAUAAAAGCUUUUAUUACUGGUAAAAAUGAUGUCACAGACAAAACCGAACCGGAAGUAAAAGUGCCGGUAAUCACGCCGACAAAACCUACGAAUGAAAGUCCAUCGAAAACCGUUAAGAGCGUUAAUUUAAAAAUUGAUUCUUUCGAAGAAUCAACAAACGUGAAAGAACUUCCAUCAAAAUCGGACGAUGUGCCCAAAGAAUUUAAAGAUAAACCAAUGCAAGUCAUAAAGGAUGAUAAAGACGCGUCAAAUUAUUUCAUUGCUCAUGAAAAAGAAAUUAUGAAACCGGAAGUGAUAAAAUUUGACCUCUCCCGUGACGAAAAAAUUAGUCCAAAUGUUGUUGAUGAUGGAGGUCGUAUUCCUAGUCAAUUAGUUCCCGACGAAAAAUUUAUGACGGCCAUACAAAACGAAAUAUUGGAACUUCCCGAAGAAGGUUGGUAUUUGUCGGAAGUCAUAAAUGAAAAAAUUUUCGAUUCCGAAUCUGGAUUGUUCAUCAUUCCAAAAACGGACAGGUUGGUGUCAUUCGAAGAGUGCAUCAAACUCGGGAUAAUCAAUCCAGAAUCCGUACUAGUCGUAAACAAUGUCAAUUCGACGUUGAUUCCAGUCGACCGAGCAUUAGAAAAGCAAAUAAUUGAUUCGACGGGUCAUUAUUAUUUCGAUCGCGAAGGAAAAGAGGAAAAAGCGGGGGCGGCGGUGAUCACGAUGAAAGAAGCCAUCGAACGUGAGUUGAUUAUCCCGAAGGAACGAGAUUACGAAAUUGAAAAAAACACUCGUAAAAAAUUUACCAUAACGAAAUAUUUUGAUUAUCCGUCUCUUGAAAGUUAUCAGUCUUUUUCGGACGCGAAUGAAAAUGAAAAUUUAAAAAAGAAAAUGAAUGAAGUUGUUUUGUCGGAUGAAGAAAUUGAAAAUGUUAUUAGCGAGACGGGAUUGCUCAACGAUCAAAUCGAUACGGAUUUGAUAAAGGUAAAAGAUCCGAGGUUCAAAGACGCCAUAAGUUUUAAAGAAGCCGUAGACAGAGGUAUAAUAGAUAAAACUACCGGAACUUACAAGGAUGUUCACGGAAAAUUAAUUCCGUUGCGAGAAACCGUUAAAACGGGUGUAAUAGUUUUGCUAGGUGCAACUGCUAUGAGUCCGACAAAAAUUAUAAAAUCAAUACGUGCCACAUUUAUUAGCGAACCGAAAACCGGAAAGGAUUCAUCGGUUGAAGAAGAAGAAGAAGAAGAGGAAACCUUGCGAAAGGAAUCGAUGAUAAGUCGCGAUGAGCCGAAGAGUUUAGAGGUUGAGGAAAAUAAACGUUUUGAAUCAAAGGAUCAAAAACCAGAUGAAAGAGUAAGAGACAAAACUGAAAUCAUUCCUUUGGAAAAAUCUACCGUAAAUAAACCCGAUGACGAUGUAAAAACUGAAGAAAAUGAUGACGACAUUGAAGAAUCACUUGGAAAGAAAACAAGGGAAAGAGUAACAACGGAACCCAAAUAUAGAGUUGCCAUUGGUCGCGCUCACUCUUUAUCACCGAGCCUGGAACAAAGAGCGAAACCCGUCGUGCUUCAAAAAAUGCGUAAAAAAAUUAUAAAACCAAAAGAAGGACUCGAACAUGGAAUCAUCGAUGAGAAAACGAUGAAAAUGUUUGAAAAUAAAGAUCCUCAUGACACAGUGCUUGAAGCAUUGAAAAAACAAAAACUCGACGGAGAUCGGGGAUCGAUACGGGAUCCUCAAAUCGGGGAUAUUAUAACGAUAAAAGAAGCAGUAGAGAGAAAUAUCAUCAAUCCUGAAGUGAAAGAAAUAGAAUUAUUGAUUCCCGUUGCCCGAAGUUUAAGUAUACCGGAAGUUUUAAAACAGGGUCUCAUAAACGAAGAGGGAACCAUCAUACAUCCGGAAACGGGUGACGAUCUCAGUUUGGGCGAAGCCAUAGUUUGCGAAAUCGUCAAUCCCUUAUGUAAUCUCUUGGACGAUACGGGGAAAAAAAUAACAUUAAAAGAUGCCAUAUCGAAAGGAAAAGUAGAUGAAAAUAAAUCCGUUCUUAAAACGAAAGACGGUGACAUGGAUUUGAUGACGGCGAGUAAAAAAAAUAUUUUCCUCAACGACGAAAGAGAAGAAAUAAUGGGAAUUCCAAAAAUCGGAAUGACGCUUCCCGUUCUCGUUCAAAGGGGAUUAAUUCAACCCGAUGGAUACAUUGUUCAUCCUGUGACGCAAGACAAAAUUUCCAUUAAAGACGCCAUAGAUAAAGAUUUUAUCAUGUCGUACAGUCCUCAUCCCGUCAUGCCCAAGAGCAUACCCCUGAUGGAUGCCCUGAAAGAAAAUCUCGUGAACACCGAGAAAAAAACAUUUUUGAACAAGGAAACCGGAAAGGAAAUUCCCAUCGAAGAUGCCAUCACAUCGGGAUUGUUGGUUGUCAAACCCGAACCCAGCGAAACGAUAGUCGAAGUAAUAAAAAGUUAUCAAACGAUUCGACGAAAAACUAUGGAAUUGAAACCUGGAUACAUUUUGAUAAAUCCAAACGAAAUCAAAAACGUGAAAACUGGAGAAAUCAUGAGCCUGAAAGAAGCUUCGAAAAAUGGGAUUGCGUACGAAAUUUCGGAAACGGAAGAAACGAUACAAAACUUAUCGGAUCCGAAAAAGGAAGAAGUCAAUAAAUCGAGUCCCGUUGAGGAAAACUUGAAUAAAGAAAAGGAUAAAUCUGGAAUCGUUCCCGAUGACGUUCGAGUUGACGAGACGAUCGAACCCGAAUCUCCAGUAAAAACAGUACAAAAGACACCCUUGAACUUGUUGGAAGCAUUAGAAUACAUAUACGAUGACAAAACGGGACGUUUUAAACAUCCUCAGAAAGAAGGAGAAACAAUCGAUUUGAAGGAAGCAAUAGCUUAUAAAAUAAUCGAUCCGACAGCUUUAAUAGUCAUCGACGGACAGGAAAUGCCAACGGAAACGGCCAUUAAAAAUAAUUUGAUAGAUUUAAAAUCGGGAACGAUUAAAAAUUCAUCAGGGAAAAAAAUAAACAUAAGGAAAGCUUGUAAAACGGGAUUGUUGGAUUCGGUUAAAACUCCGUCGGGUGUCAAACAGGAUAAAGGGAAAGAUUCAAAAGGUAAAAAUCAAAAAGAAAAAAGUCCCGAUUGGAAAAUUCCAUUGGAAAAAUCAAAGGAAAAUUUAAAUGGUAAAAAACCCGUUAAGGAUUCGAAAGAUUCAAAGGAAAUUUUACCGCGUAAAAUGGAUAUCAUCGAACCCGAUGUUAAAAAAACAAUAAAAGUCGUUUUGAGUUCCAAAUUGUCUCCCAAGGAUUUACACAAAAUGGGGAUUUACGAUCCGGAUAAAAACGAAUUUGUGGAUCCGGAAACUCGGGACCUCGUUCCCUUUAACAAAUGGGCUCACAGUUUUCUUAAUUUGAAUGACGUCACGGUUAAAAAUCCAUCAGAUUUAAAUAAGUGUGUAACUUUGAAGGAUGCUUUGAACCUCGGAUUCAUAGAUCCCGUUAAAGGAACUCUUAAAAAUCCCGAGAAUGAUGAAACGAUAUCUUUUUUCGAAGGAUUAAAAUUGGGAUUGAUAAUGGAAAAAUUGCCGACGGAAACAUUUUUAAAAUUCGGCGUUUUAGAUCCCGAAACUGGAAAAAUAAAAGAUUUACGAACGGGUAAAAUCAUAAACGUUUUCCUGGCCGUUAAAUCGGGUCUACUCGACGAGGAUAACGUGAAUAUUAUGAAUCCCGCUAAUCAAGAGAUAAUCCCUCUUUCGAAAGCUGUGAAAUUGGGAAUAGUCGAUUUAGAAAAGGAAUUCGUUAUUAAUUUGAAUACGAACGAAAGAAUCGAUUUAACGGAAGCUUUCAAAACUGGAUUAUUGAUUAUCGGUUAUAGGAAACCGAUUUCAUUGAAAGCCGUCAUAAUGAAAAAAUUAUACGAUGACGAAACGGGAAAAAUAAUUGAUGACAUCACUCGGAAAGAAUUUAAUUUGAGGGAAGCCGUUUCGCGGGGUUUGAUCGAUUCUUUCAUAUCCGAGUGUAAAAAUGAUGAAACCAACGAAUGGCUUACGUUGGAGGAAGCAAUGAAAGAAAAAUUAGUCGAUGGAAAAACUGGGAAAAUAAAAAUGUUUUCAGGAAAACCAAACGUCGGUUUAAGAGAAGCACUUGAAAAGAAUUUGAUACGUACUAAACCGUUGAAACUCUCACUCAUCGACGGGAUCCGAGAAAAUUAUUAUUCUCCGGAAAAUGGUACAUUUUUAUAUCCCGAUACGGGAACGGAAGUCACGUUAAAAAAAGCCAUCAUCGAUUUGAAAUUUAUCGAUGAUGGCGGCGUGGAAAUCAAGGACGUUGAUAAAAAUUCAGUCGUUAGCGUUAGGGAGGCUAUGGAAAGAGGAUUGUUGGAUGGAGAAAAAGGUAUUUUAACCUCUCCUCCGAUGAACCUGAAAGAGGCUUUGGAAAAAGGUUACUUGAUAACAAUGGAAAAACCCCUACCCCUUUCGGAAUUGUUGACUCGCGAAAAUUACGACUCGAAAACCGGGAAAUUUACGAUUGGUGGAAAUGUUGACGUACCUUUGGAAAAAGCAAUAGAAUUGGGAAAAGUCAACGUCGAUGAAGUCACGGUGGUGAAGGAUAGAAAUUCAGGGGAUUUUAUUACGCUUUCCGAAGCGAUAAAAACCGGGAUCGUAGAUACGAAAUCGGGAAUCGUUCAAGAUCCCGUCACACGUGAGAAAAUUCAUUUGUUGGACGCUCUUAAUGACGGUAUCAUAAUUCCAACGAAACCAAAAUAUUCCUUGUCGGAAAUUGUUUUCAAAGGGCUUUAUAAUCCUAAAACUGGAAAAUUUGUCGAUCCGGACACGAAAGAAGAAUUAUCGAUCGAUUCGGCCAUCGAGAAAGGCACGAUAGAUACCGUGAACACUUUGGUCAAAGAUACCGAUGGAAAUAUGAUUACUUUCGAGGAAGCCGUUAAAAAGGGCAUCGUCGAUGUGAAAAAAGGAAUAAUUUGCAAAUUGGGUUCGAAAAAUUUAGAAUUAGACUUUCAAGAAGCAUUCGAUCGAGGUCUGUUCGUGGAAAUCAGGCUGCCGAUGACCUUGACAGAAUCCAUCAUUAAAAACGUACUAAAUAAGGAAAGUGGGAAAUUUUUAAAUCCGAACACGGGUAAAAGCGUGAGUCUUAAAGAAGCCAUCGAUAUAAAUCUCAUCGAUCCUAAUUCGGUCGAAGUCAAAGACACAACUACGGGAGUCUGGAAAAAGAUGCCUUUGGUGGAAGCCAUCCGAAACGGUUUGGUGGAUGGAGAUUCCGCGACAGUCAAAGAUUUGACGAACAAAAAAAAUUAUUCGUUGAUCGAAGGUCUCGAAUUGGGGUUGUUGAUAGACAAUAAAGCAGCCGUUUCCGUUCAAAGGGCCAUUCAUCAGGGUUUGUACGAUGAAGAAACUGGAAAGUUUAGCGAUCCUAACACCGGAAGGAAAAUAACAUUGCACGAAGCGGUGAGACAGUUCAUAAUCAAUCCACUUUUGCCAUGUUAUUGGAAUGAAAAAACGGAAAGUCUUAUGCCUCUGUCUGAAACUUGUCGUGCGGGUAUAAUUGAUAGAAGAGCUGGAACAUUUAAAGAGCCGGACUCUGACUCCAGCGUACCUUUAUCAAAAGCUUUGGAACUGGGACUGAUGGUCGAUAUAGAAACUUGUAACUUUGAUUUAUACGAGGCCAUAAAAAUGGGCCUACAUGACGACGGUUCCACCUUGUUCGUGGUUCCAUCGACGGGCCGAAAGUUAAACUUAAAAGAUGCCAUCAAAGAAGAAUUGAUUAACCCCAAAGGGUCUUUCAUAAAAAACACAGCCGAUGGGGAGUAUGUGAAACUCGACGAAGCUAUCGAGCCUCUAAAAAUAAUUGAUGACGAAAAGUGUUUGUACAUUUCCGGCGAUGAUUGCAUGUCGCUGAAAGAAGCAACGAGGAAAAAUUUAAUAAUACCCUCUCACAGGCCCUAUGCCAUCGACGAAGCCAUUAAAUACGGUUUGUUUAAAUCGGAUGUCGGACGUUUUAUCGACCCGGAAACUGGUCGUGCUGUUGAUUUGGUUCAGGGAAUGGCUUGUAAUUUAUUAUCAUCGGAAUUCAUAUUCGUCAAAGAUCCGGUGACACAACAGGUGAAGAACAUAAACAAGGCCAUCGACGAUGGAAUCGUCGACGUCGAUAGGGGAUUAAUCGUUAAUCAUAAGACCAACGCCGUUUUCCCUCUGGAUAAAGCUUUAGCCGAUGGCAUUUUGUUAUCGGUUAAGCAUCCUUUGACCGGAAGUUCACCCGCUUCAUUUUCGAAAACAUCAAAAGAAAUGAUUCCCGGGGAGAAAUACACUCUCGAAGAAUUUAUCGAAAGUGAAAUAAUCAAUCCGGAUGAGGCGGUUGUUAAAGAUUUCAAAACCAAUCAAUACAAAUCUCUCAAGCAAGCCAUCAUUGACGAAGACGUAGAUUUAAGUGAAAAAGGAAUUUACGAAAAAACAACGGUCGAAAAUCAAAAUAUGCCGAUCGUUUUGAAAUCGGGAAUAAAGGUUUUCCUUAAGGAACCUCUCACGUUUGAUGAAGCUCUGGAUUCGAAACAUUUGAGCGUCGUCACCGGUAAAUUUACAAAACCCAAAACGUCGCAACAAAUGAGUUUAAAAGAUGCCGUGCAAAGUGGGAUCGUGGAUUCGGAUUCGGCCGUCGUCAAAGACGUUGCAAAAUGUAAAUUAUUAAACCUUUCGGAAGCCUUCGAAAAAGGUUUGAUAGAUUCCGAUAAGGCAAACGUCGUGGAUAGCGAAACGUCAAAACUUUACACCCUCGCGAAAGCGAUAAAUUCGGGACUCGUUUUGACUCCUCGCGUGGGUCUACCCCUAAUCGAAAGUCUCAAAUACGGUUUGUACGAUUCGAACACGGGUACAUUCGUCGAUCCCUUUUCAACCGGAAAUGCAAUGAACGAAAAAAAACGUUUGACUCUUAACGAAGCCAUAACAUCCGGUUUGAUCGAUCCGUCGUCGACUAUGAUCAAAGAUUCAUCCGAUGGAAACGUCGUUCCUUUAUCGACCGCGAUCGUCAAUAAACUCGUAGACGGGGAUUCGGGUCAAGUAAAAGACGUUUCGAAUGACGAAUAUUUGGAUUUUCUAAUCGCUCAACAAAAGGGAUUCGUACUCGCAGCAAAAGCGAGGCAAGCCAUGGAGGAAAAAUACAAAAUAUGCGACGAUGCUCUGCAGAAAUUAUUGAACUGGUUGGGUGACGUUGAGACAACCGUGUCGCAACAGGAUGUCGUCAAAGAGGAUUCCGAACAAUUAAGAAAUCAAAUCAAUACCAUAAAGGCGAUAAAAGAUGAUAUUCACGGUCAUAAUCGUCCCGUCACGACCGUCUUGGAUCAAAUCCGUCAAAUCGUCGCAACCGGCGGUGAAGUUUUAUCAGCAGAAGAAAUUUCAAAUCUGGAAAAGAACGGACAAAAUUUGAAAAAACGUUUCGAUAAAGUACAAGAUCGAACGGAUAAAUUAUUGAAAAAAUUAAUAUUUGCCCGAGACGAAUUGAGUAAAUUCAAAACGGAAUUAUCAGUCUUCUGCACUUGGAUGGACAAAGCAAGGAAAACUCUCGAAGAUAAGGAAAAAAUAUUAUCGGAUCUUAAUAAGUUACCAUCGAGUAUCGAACCCAUUCGAGAUUUCGUAAGCGAUGUUAUCGUACAUCAAGCCGAUCUUCGAUUUAUCACGAUGAGCGCUCAAAAAUUCGUCGACGAAUCCAAGGAAUAUUUGAGUUGCCUUAACGAAUUUCGAACGAGUUUGCCACAACGUCUUCCACACAUCGAACCCGUGUCUAGUCAAGAUUCAAUGGUUCGCAACGAAGUCUCCGCAGCGACGACUCACUACAGAGAACUUUUGUCGCGUUCAAACACGCUUUCGGAUAGGUUGUCCGGUUUGGGAGGAAGACAGAGAGAAUAUCGGGAUGCUUUGGACAAAGCGAAAGCAUGGAUGAGAGAAGUCGAACCUAAAACGACUAAAUUGGUUUCGGAACCAUUGGGAGCCGAACCCAAAGCCGUCGAAGAACAGUUGAGCCGUGCCAAGUCGCUGAACGCCGAAUUCAUGUCGAACGGACGACUCAUUGAUUCUGUUAAACAAGCCGUUACCAUUUUGUUAAGAUCACUGGAAGGUCAACAAACUCCAUCGGAUAUGGAAGCCUUAGAAGUUCCAGUAAAAGAAUUGGAAAAUAAAUACGUUCAAUUAUCCGAAGCACUCAGUGAAAAACUUCAAGCGUUGGAUGCUGCUCUCGUUCAAAGUCAGGGACUUCAAGAUGCUCUCGACUCUCUUUUACAAUGGUUGAACACAAUCGAAAGUCAACUCAAAGCUCACAUGAAACCAGCCAGCCUUAAUAAAGACAGAUUGGAAGAUCAAAUUCGAGAACAACGUCUCAUUCAUGCGGAAAUUGAAAAUCAUCGGGGAAGUUUAGAAUCCGUCGCUUAUUCCGCACAGGAUUUGAUUAACACGAGUUCUAAUCCGAGAUUAGCAUCGAAAAUACAAUCGAAAUUAUCCGACAUGUUAACGAGAUACGAAAAAAUACAAUUGAAAACUUUGCAAAGGGGAGAUUUCUUGGAUGAAAUAUUCCAAUGUUUGAGUAAUUUCAACGUUCAAGUUGAACACUUCGAACAAUGGUUUACGGAUUUGAUUGAACAAUUGGAAUCUCGUGAAUUGAAUAAAUUGACACACGAUGAAUUCGUUACGAAAAUCGAACAAUUGAGCGACAAGAGAGAUCAGCAAAAGAACAAAUACGAAGACAUGAUCGGUAACGGAAAGAAUUUAAUAUCUAAAAAAGAUGUCAGUGACGUGGGAAUAGUCAGGGAAAAAGUUAAGACAUUGGAGAGCAUGUGGAAAGAUUUAAAUUCUGGUUUAGAAGAUAAGCAAAAAUCAUCUCGAGCUAGAGCCGAACAGCUCAGCGCAUACGAAAACCUUCGGGAAACCGUUUUGGAUUGGUUGAGUAACAUGGAAUCGAAAAUUAGCAGGUUGGAAACGGUCGCAUUGGAUUUGACCAUUUUAAAAAGGCAAGCGGAUGAAUUGAAACCCAUGAUUAAAGAAUAUAAAGAUUAUGCUACGACUCUUGAGAAAUUGAACGAUUUGGGUUCGGCUUACGAUUCUCUCAUGAGAUACGAUUCUCCAACGAAACGUCGUAGCUCCGCUUAUAAUUCUUUGAAAAAAUCUUCUCUCUCUCAAAGACCGAGCGUCGUCGAUGGACGAUCUUCGUCACCUAAUAAAAAUUACAUGAAUUCAAUUCCAUUGUCUAGCCCUCUCGGAUUCGGUAGCAGAAGAUUAUCAACGGAAAGUUUCCAUCUGGAAGAUUCGUCUCCCGUUCAAAGUCAAAUUAGCGAAAUAAACAAUCGUUACAGUUUGCUUGGAAUUAAAUUGAACGAUCGUCAAACGGAAGUCGACACAGUGAGAGAAGAAGUUAAAAAAUAUUUGGAAAAUCUCAAAGCUUUGGCUCAGUUUUUGGACAAAGUUCAAAGGCAAUUGCCGAAAGAAUUUGUACCAAUGACGAGAGACGAAUCCGACAAAACUGCAAAAGCUAUCAAGGUCGUGUUGGAGGAAAUGUACGAGAAACAAUCGUUGUUGGAUAACACGAGAACUCAAGUUAAAGAUUUGCUUAAAAGAAAGGGUAACGCUCCAGGAGCCGACAGAUUGUUCGACGAAUUGGAGGAUGUUACGUCGAGAUGGAAGAUAUUGAACGAUCGUUGCAAAUCGAGAAUAAAAUUAAUGGAAGACAUAAAAGAAUUUCACGACACUCACGAUGGUUUGCACAAUUGGUUGGGAGCAAAGGACAAGAUGAUGUCUGUUCUCGGACCUAUUUCCUCAGAUCCGAGAAUGGUUCAAAGUCAAGUUCAGCAAGUUCAAGUGCUCAGAGAAGAAUUUAAAUCUCAGCAACCUCAGUUGGUUCAUCUUAACGAAGUCGGAGAUUCAGUUUUUUCGCAAAUCGAUGAAACUUCCACCGAUGGACAAAGGCUUUCGACCAAACUUAAAUCUAUCAAGGAACGUUGGGCCGAUUUGUUGGCAAAACUCGAAGAAAGAGCUUCGAGUCUCGGUGCCGCAGCUGACACGAGUAGAGAAUUCGAUGCCGGCGUCACCAGACUGAAAGAUGCUUUGCAAGCUAUUAGUGACCAACUUGACGAGUUGCCUCUUGACAAAGACCCAGAAGAGCAACUUCGAAAAAUACAAAACUUGGAACGUCAAAUGGAAGGUCAAAGGCCUUUGCUAGCCGACAUCGAAGCUGCCGGUGUUCAGUUAAGCGAAGUUUUAACCGAUCCAGCAUCAAGAUCGGAAAUCCAAACGAAAUUGGCAGCUUUGGCCAGACAAUACAAUACCAUACAAAAGAAACUCGACCAUAGAAAAGCUGAAAUCGAAGGUUCGUUGAGAGAUGGACGACAACUCGAACAAUCUUGUGCGCGAACCGUCGGAUGGCUAAGUGACGAACUUGGUUCUCUUUCCGAAAAACUUUUAAUAUCUGCCGAUAAGCACAUCCUUCAACAGCAACUUGAUCAAUACGAACCUAUUUACAAAGAUGUCGUUAACAAAGAACACGAAGUAAUUAUGCUUUUGAACAAAGCAAGAGACAACUUAUCCAGAAGCGGUCAAAGGCCGGAUAGCAGAAACUUGCAAAGGGAUAUUGACAAAAUACAACAAUUGUGGGAUAAACUCAAAAAAGACACCGUCGAAAGGCAUACAAGACUUCAAACUUGCAUGGAGCAUUGCAAGAAAUAUUACAGAGUUUUGGACACGUUCGUGCCGUGGCUCAGAACUGCCGAAGAUCGUUUGGACACACUCAAACCCAAUACUUUUAAGAGAAAAGACAUUGAAAAACAAUUAAAAGAAUUGUCAACGUUCCGAAAUGACAUUUGGAAACAUUCUGGAGAAUACGAAAAUACCAGAAUGUUGGGCGAAACUUUCCACGGUGCUUGCGACGUAGAUAAGGAAGUUGUCAAAAGUGAAUUGUCCAAUCUCAAGCAAAGAUGGGACAAACUCAACAAUGAUUUGCUCGAAAGAACUCAGGUCCUCGAAGACACGGCCCGAUCUCUCACCGACUUUAACGAAAACCUGAGAGAACUCGAACAUUCCAUUCAAAGAUGCGAAGAUAAAUUAUCCAAUCAUGACGUCGGGGAUCCCAAAUUACUCGAUAAAAUAAGAAUAUUGAAAGAAGAAUCAAGCGGUUUGCAUAAACCCAUGCAAAACGUUAGACAGCAAGUUAUUGAUUUGGUUGGAUCCGCUCGAGUCGUCGGUGGCGAUGCUGGUCAUCUCCAAGACGACGUCGAUGUUUUAGGCGAAAGAUUGGAUCACUUGAACGCCAUUUUGGAUGAUCGUUGUUCCGAACUUCAAAGUGCCGCAACUGCCGUCCAACAAUUCAAUGAAAAAGUUAAAAAUCUCUUUAUCGAUUUGAAUAAUUUGGAACAAGAGUUGGAUAUGAUGAAACCGGCCGGAAGAGACAUUAAAACUGUUCGUCAGCAAUUAGAAGAAGUUGCCUUGUUUAUCAAGAAACUCGGAAAAGCAUCGGAUGACAUAAAUGACAUAGUUACCGCCGGAGAUAAUUUAGUCGAUUCCGGUUUUACUCCCGACAAUCUUCAAACUCGAGAACAAGCUGAUUCGUUACAGCGGUCUUUGGCUAGGUUAGACGACAGAGCGAGAACCAGAGAAGAAGAUUUAAUUAGCGUGCUCAAAAAAUUGGAACAGUUUUACGAAUUAUACACCGUCGUAACGGAUGAGAUUAAUGAAGUCAUAGAAGAAGUGAGACGAUUGAAACCCGUCGGCUCAGAGGUCGAGGGAAUAAAAGCCCAACAAGAAGAAUCGAGAGCAUUGAGAAGAAACGUUUUCGAGCCUUUAGGUCACCAAGUAACGGAUUGUAAUAAGAAAGGACAAACUUUGAUUCAAUCCGCUGCCGGAGGUGUGAACACCACGGUCAUAGAAAAGGACUUGGAAAAAAUGAAUGAUAAAUUCAAUAAUUUGAAAGACAAAAUGAACGAAAGAGAUAGAAAGUUGGACGUUGGACUUUUACAGUCUGGCAAAUUCCAGGAAGCUUUGGAUGGACUCGAUAAAUGGCUCUCGGACACAGAAGAAAUGGUUGCUAAUCAAAAGCCUCCUUCGGCUGAUUACAAAGUUGUCAAGGCGCAACUUCAAGAACAAAAAUUUUUGAAAAAGAUGCUUUUAGAUCGGCAAAACUCCAUGUCGUCUCUCUUCACUAUGGGUCAAGAAGUUGCUUCCGGAGCUGAUCCAUCCGAGAAAAAAGGAAUUGAACGUCAAUUGAAGGAAUUGAUGGUCAGAUUUGAUAAACUCACAGACGGAGCACAAAGACGAAUGUUGGAUUUGGAACAAGCCAUGCACGUUGCUAAAGACUUCCAAGAUAAAUUGGUGCCCAUCGUCGAGUGGCUUGAUAAAGCCGAGAAAAGAAUUAAAGAAAUGGAAUUGGUGCCGACCGACGAAGAGAAAAUACAAGAUAGAAUUAAAGAACACGAAGAUUUGCACAGCGAAAUCCUUCGCAAGAAACCCACUCUCAUGGAAUUGACGGAAGUUGCAGAUACUCUCAUGUCGUUGGUUGGUGAAGACGAGGCAGCUACCGUGGCCGAUAAGUUAAGUGAAACUGCCGAUCGUUAUUCCGUCCUUUGUGACAAUAGCGAUGCCGUCGGACAAUUGUUGGAAGCCUCUCGCGCCGGAUUGCGACAUCUUGUUCUCACUUAUCAAGAAUUGCAAGCCUGGAUGGAAACGAUGGAAAAACGUCUCAACACUCAUCGCGCUCUCGGAGUUCACACCGAAAAACUCCUUCAACAAAUGGAUGACCUUGCUAAUUUGACUGAAGAAAUAUCAGAUAGACACACUCAAGUCGAUUCAACCGUUGAUGCCGGAUUGGAAUUAAUGAAACACAUUUCCAACGACGAAGCCAUUCAAUUGAAAGAUAAAUUGGAUUCCCUUCAAAGACGAUACAACGACUUGACAUCUCGCGGCUCUGAACUCUUGAAAAAUGCCCAGGAAGCUUUACCCUUGGUUCAACAAUUUCACAACAGCCAUCACCGUUUGGUCGAUUGGAUGAUGGGAGCCGAAAGCCAGUUACAACGCGAACCUCGUCAAGAGGACAUCGAAAGAUUGGAAGGAGAUAUCCAAGAAUUCCGUCCGGUUCUUGAAAGCAUUAACCUCGUCGGCCCGCAAUUGUGUCAACUAUCGCCCGGAGAAGGUGCAGCGACCAUAGAAGGCCUCGUUACAAGAGACAACAGAAGAUUCGACGCCAUUGUCGAACAAAUUCAAAGGAAAGCCGAAAGAUUCAACUUGUCGAAACAAAGGUCUCUUGAAGUGACUGCAGACAUGGAUGAAUUACUCGACUGGUUUAGGGAAGUUGAAAACACUCUUAGGGAAGUUGAACCUCCCUCAAGUGAUCCCGAUGCCAUUCGCGCACAAUUAAAAGAACACCGUACUUUGCAAGAUGACAUCACGAGUCAAAAAUCAAGAGGGCGUGACGUAUUGUCUACGGCAAAGAAAGUUCUCCGCGAGGCUUCCCAACACGAUGAUACGAUUACCAUUCGCGAGAAGCUUGAAGAUCUCAGAGAAGUUAUGGAUAUCGUGUCCAGCCUUUCUUCCGACAGACUUGGAAUUUUAGAACAAGCAUUGCCGUUGGCCGAACACUUUUUAGAAACGCACACCGGAUUGACGUCUUGGUUGGACGACAUCGAGACUCAAGUAAAUGCCCUCGCUUUGCCCGCUCUUCGACCGGAUCAUAUCGCGCAACAGCAGGAUAAAAACGAAUUGUUCAGUCAAUGGAUAUCCGAUCAAAAGCCUUUGGUCGAUAAAUUAAAUAAAACGGGAGAAGCUCUCAUACGAUUGGUAAACGACGACGACGGAGCAAAAGUUCAAGAUAUUAUAGAUGCGCAUAAUUCUCGGUAUUCGGCACUAAGAGCUCACCUAAGACAACGACAACAAGCUUUGGAACAGGCACUUCAAGAAUCGAGUCGGUUUUCUGACAAACUUGAAGGAAUGCUUAGAGCUUUGCAAAACACAGCCGAACAAGUCAAAGUUUCCGAACCGGUUUCGGCGCAUCCGCCCAAGAUAAGAGACCAAUUGGAAGAAAACAAUGCAUUGGUGGAAGAUUUAGACAGCAGAGAAGAAGCUUUCGAAGCCGUUAAGAGAGCUGCAGAUGACGUCAUUAGCAAGGCCGGCAACCGCUCGGAUCCGGCUGUGAAAGACAUUAAACGAAAAUUGGACAAAUUGAAUUCCCUAUGGGGAGACGUUCAAAAAGCAACAGCGGAUCGUAGCAGAACUCUCGAUGAAACAUUAAUCAUUGCCGAAAGGUUUUGGUCCGAACUUCAAACGGUCAUGGCAUCGCUUCGUGAUCUUAGCAACAGCUUGAACAAUCAAGAACCGCCGGCAGCUCAAAAAGAAGCCAUCAAAGUUCAACAGGAAAUCUUGCAAGAGAUUAAACACGAAAUAGAUCAAACGAAACCGGAAGUUGAUCAAGUCAGACAAACGGGACAAACUUUGAUGAAAAUCUGCGGCGAACCAGAUAAACCCGAAGUUAAAAAACACAUUGAAGAUUUGGAUAAUGCUUGGGAUAAUAUAACCGCUCUGUAUGCCAAACGUGAAGAAAAUUUGAUUGACGCAAUGGAAAAAGCAAUGGAAUUCCACUACACCCUACAGAAUUUGUUAGAGUUUUUAGAAAAAGCCGAAGACAAAUUUGCCGGAAUGGGCCCUCUCGGAUCGGACAUUGAAAUCGUUAAAAAACAAAUAUAUCAACUGAAAGAUUUCAAAGAGGAAGUUGAUCCGCAAAUGGUCAAAGUUGAAGCUCUUAACAGGCAAGCACACGAGCUCACGGAGAGAACAUCAGCUGAUCAGGCUCUGGCCAUAAAAGAACCUUUGAAUCAGGUGAACAAAAGAUGGGAUGAUUUGUUGAGAGGAAUGGUCGAACGUCAAAGACAUUUAGAGCAAGCAUUACUCAGAUUGGGACAAUUCCAACAUGCUCUAAGUGAAUUGAUUAAGUGGAUCAUAGGAACUAAUAACACAUUGGAUACGGAUCUUAAACCCGUACCUGGUGAUCCGCAAGUUUUGGAAGUUGAAUUGGCCAAAUUGAAGGUUUUGGUUAACGACAUACAAGCUCAUCAAAGUAGUGUCGACGCUUUGAACGAUGCCGGUCGUCAAUUGAUCGAAUCGAGUCGAGGAAGUCAAGAAGCGUCGAGCACACAAGAACAAUUGAAAACUUUAAAUCGUCAAUGGAAAGAUUUAUUGGAAAAAGCAUCCGACAGACAAAGAGAAUUGGAAGAUUCGCUUAAAGACGCUCAACGGUUCAAUGCCGAAAUACAAGAUCUUUUGUCUUGGUUGAGCGACGUUGACGGCGUGAUUGCCGCAUCCAAACCCGUCGGUGGAUUACCCGAAACGGCUUCGGAACAAUUGCAACGUUUCAUGGAAAUUUUCGACGAACUCGAAACGAACCGUCCCAACGUCGAAUCCGUUCUUCAACAAGGAAACGAAUACCUUAAACGUUCAUCCACGGCCACAAACCUUCAACACAAUUUGAAAACUCUUAAACAAAGAUGGGAUAGCGUGACGGCAAGAGCGAACGACAAAAAGAUCAAAUUGGAAAUUGCUCUUAAAGAAGCGACCGAAUUCCACGAUGCUCUUCAAGCUUUUGUCGACUGGUUGACAAACGCGGAAAAAACAUUGGUCAACAUGAAACCCGUAUCGAGAGUUAUGGAAACGAUAUUGAGUCAAAUAGAAGAACACAAAGCUUUCCAAAAGGAAGUUUCCGCGCACAGGGAAACCAUGUUGAAUCUCGAUAAAAAGGGAACACAUUUGAAAUAUUUCAGUCAAAAACAAGACGUCAUAUUAAUUAAAAAUUUAUUGAUAAGCGUUCAACACCGUUGGGAGAGAGUCGUUAGUAAAAGCGCCGAAAGAACUAGAUCGUUGGAUCACGAUGAAUUGGCGAGAGAAACCGGAAACGAUCCAGAAAGAAUCAAACAAAGAUUAGCCAAACAUAGAGAAUUUCAACGAGCGCUCAGCGGCAAACAGUCUUCUUACGAUAACACGAUGAAAGCCGGAAAAACACUCAAAGACAAAGCACCUAAAAGUGACGAAGCACCUCUUAGAGACAUGAUGAACGAUCUUAAAAACAAAUGGACGGCCGUUUGUGCCAAAAGCGUCGACAGACAGAGAAAACUCGAAGAAGCACUUCUUUUCUCUGGACAGUUUAAAGAUGCCGUGCACGCUCUCAUGGAAUGGUUACAAAAAGCGGAUAAGAUUUUAUCAGAAGACGAACCCGUACACGGAGAUUUGGAUACCGUAAACGGUUUGAUCGAUCAACAUCGUCAAUUCGAAGAAGAUCUUCAGUUAAAGACUAAUAUCGAUGUCGUUUUUUUUCAGGGACGAUCCGUUCAAUUCGAACAAGUUAAAAGAACGGGAAGAGAUUUACAGGAAAAAGCUUCGCAUGCGGAUGCUCAAACCAUUCGUACACAACUUCAAGAAUUGACGACGCUGUGGGAACGCGUGAUUAGAUUGAAAGAACGACAGCUCAAACGUUUGGAAGAAGCACUCAGAGAAGCUCAACAACUUCACAAAUCCGUCGACAUGCUUUUGGAAUGGCUGAGCGAUGCCGAAAUGAAAUUAAGAUUUGCCGGAAUACUACCCGAUGGUGAAUUGGAAACGAAAACUCAAAUAGCUGAACACGAGAAAUUUUUGAGAGAACUUUCGGAAAAAGAACACGACAAAGAUGCCACGUUGAAUUUGGCGGAAAAAGUUUUAGCCAAAGCUCAUCCCGAUGGUGCUUCAAUAAUAAAACAUUGGAUAACGAUUAUAAUAAGCAGAUGGGAAGAAGUUUAUUCAUGGGCUCAUCAGAGACGAGCACGUUUGGAAGAACACAUAAGGAGUUUAAGAAAUGCCGACGAACUUCUAGAAGAACUUUUAGCUUGGUUGGCAAAAUUGGAAAAAACUCUUGUCGCGCUCGAAUCCGAACCCUUACCAGACGACAUUCCAACCAUAAGACAACUCAUCGAAGAACACAAGGAUUUUAUGGAAAAUACACAAGUGAGACAAGGAGAAGUUGAUAGCGUGUGUAAGAGUAGACAAGUUCAAGCGGCGACAAAAGAUAAAAAGACGUCGAGACCGAAAACUCCUUCUAAAGAGUAUGAUAGAGAAGGUUCACCAGAUUUGGAUCGUAAAUCGAGCUUGGCGAAAUCUCGGGAAAGCUUGUUGGGAAAAGACCCAUCGCGACGUGGAAGGCUCAGUCCGGUGAGGGAUGGUAAAUUGGAUUUGCCACAUUACGGACCCAGAUUUCCGCCUAAAGGAGCGAAAGGAACCGAACCGACAUUCCGUUCACCAAGAGUUAAAUUACUUUGGGACAGAUGGAGAAACGUUUGGGUUUUAUCUUGGGAAAGACAGAGGAGACUCCAGGAAAAACUCGUUUACCUGUUGGAAAUUGAGAAGAUGAAAAAUUUCAGUUGGGACGAUUGGAGAAAACGAUUCUUGAAAUUUAUGAACCACAAGAAAUCAAGACUGACGGAUUUGUUUAGAAAAAUGGAUAAAAAUAACGACGGACUCAUUCCGAGAGAUGAUUUCAUUGAUGGAAUCAUGAAAACUAAAUUCGACACUUCGAAACUCGAAAUGGAUAAAGUUGCCAAUCUCUUCGAUCAUCAUAACGGAUUUAUCGAUUGGAAAGAAUUUAUAGCCGCUUUAAGGCCGGAUUGGGAAGAAAAGAAACCGGAAACGGAAGCGGAAAAAAUUCACGACGAAGUCAAGAGAUUGGUCAUGUUGUGUACUUGCCGACAAAAAUUCCGAGUUUUCCAAGUCGGAGAAGGAAAAUACCGAGUGAGUCCCGAAAUUUUCAUUUAUUUAUUUAUUCCUGUCGUCUUUGGAGACAGUCAAAAAUUAAGACUCGUUAGAAUUCUUCGAUCGACCGUCAUGGUUCGUGUCGGAGGAGGUUGGGUCGCUUUGGAAGAAUUCUUGCAGAAGAACGAUCCUUGUCGAGUUGAACUCAUGCCCAUACCCGAUCCGAACAAACCAGAGGAACAUGAUCCUUGGUGUAUCUACGGAGUCAUUGAAACAGGCAAGAAUGGACGAACCAAUAUCGAACUUCGCGAGCAAUUCAUCUUGGCCGAUGGUGUAAGUCAGAGCAUGUCAGCAUUCAAACCCAAGACUUCGGCUAGCUCGCGAUCCACGAGCGUCACGUCUAGCUCUGCUGGACCCAUCACAAAGAGAGAGACCGUAUCUGACUGUGUGUUGUCUUUAGCUGAAGAAUUUAUGAGUCAUCUUAUGCCGAUCAUUGAGAGUGUUAGGGCGCAACAAACGGUUCCUGUUGCUUACCCUCUCAAAAUACGAGAAAAGAGUUUGAAAAGCGUGCCCAUGGGUAGCACGAGAGGAACGAGAUCAUCCAUAUCUCAAGGAACUCCCGAUUCGUUGAGCGACAACGAAGGAGGAGUAGGAGGAGGAAGUGGAGGAUAUUCGGGAAGGCCCACGCCGAGAAGGUCGACAUCUUCGUAUAGAUCGAGCGUGACGCCAAGUGGUAGCUUACCUGGUUCGAGAAACAGCAGUAGACCCGCUAGCAGAACGGGUAGCAAACCUCCGUCCAGACACGGAUCGAAUCUUUCCUUAGAUUCUGCCGAUGAUUCAACACCUGGAAGAUAUUCGAAAACAUCCAUGGGUUCCAGGACUUCAAGUGCUAGAAGUCGGUUAUUAGUCCCCAAUGGAAGUUCUUACGGAAGACCUAAAACACCGACGAGCGGAUCUUCUUCGACCAUGGGUUCGAGCUCUCGAUCUCGGAUCCCCAUAUUUACUGGUUUCACACCUGAACAUCCUCAGUCUUCGUCCGGGCAGCAGCCGAUGAGGAAAUUGAUGACAUUUAACACGACCAAAGGACUCUGCAGCUUAUCCGUUAAUCUCAACGAUUUGAAAAAAUCAUCGUCGGAUUUAACUCCCGUUAAGAAAACGUCAUCGGCCAUGCCGGGAGUGACGCAUUACGAAGCCGAACCGAAAAAAACCGUUAAAACGAAUACUACGGGUAACAACGAUCAAGAAAUCGGUGAUCGGUCGUCGUCGUCGUCGUCAUCAUCGAAAAAUUUAAGAAUAAGAAAAACGAUCGGAAGCGGAAGCGGUGCCAGUAAAAUCCCGAUGCCGAACGAAAUGGCGAAAAAAUCGCGAAUCCGUUCGCCUGGAACAAUAAUGAUGAAAGAAACGAAGAAAUCAUCGGAAGAUCGGACAUUGUCGAAUCCUUCCCUAUCCGAAUCCUCGUCGUCGUUUAAAGGUGAUGAUGACGUCAACGAUGACGUCAAUGCCGGAACCGUGACGACGGAAGGGGACGAAAAAAUCCGACGAACCCAAUCAACGGAUUCAAUUCAAAAGUGA